Drosophila miranda is the source of this 1248-nucleotide messenger RNA. RefSeq lists its product as uncharacterized. Lineage: Eukaryota; Metazoa; Arthropoda; Insecta; Diptera; Drosophilidae. Bases 466 to 1131 code for a protein of 221 amino acids. The transcript is spliced from 5 exons. The record is from RefSeq and is a predicted model, not a curated record.
UAAAGUCAAGUGGCCCCCAAAAAACUCAAAAAAAGAACCCAAAAAAAAUACAGAAGUGAACUGUGUGACGUGCGGGGGUAAAGUGCGAAUGGUAACGGUAAUUUGCAGACAUUAGUUGCCACACACACACACACACACAUAGUGAUUAAAUGCUCAAAACGAGAGGGAGACAGGAGAAUGGAAGCAAAAGUGUCACUGGGACCUAACAUUACGCAUACGCAGCGUAUGCCGCAGGUUAAAUGUUGAAAUUUAAAACCUUAACGAGCUGCCAAAGAGAUGCUGGUCGUUAGAAUUCUCCUUUAGAUCUAUAUGUACUUUGUAUGCCAGGCACGAAGUGGAUUUUUUUGAUGUGGAUACCGUCUCUAUGAUUGUUAUAUUAGCCCUAUUCCGGCUACACCAGUGUCCAAGUGAAAAUAGCCAAGCAAUUGAACAGGAAAUCUAAUAGAAAACUGUGAACACUAAGCCAUGAGCCAGAUACAAUUGCAACAGCAACAGCAGCAGCUACAUCGCCGUGGACACCGUCAUCAUCGUCGUCGCCAGCCCCCAGAGCCUUGCGAGUGUUUGCGUCCUGUGAUAAGGGUUUUUGGUCUGCUGACUUCAUUCGUUAUCUGCGGUGUGGGCGUCGAUGUCUAUAUGCAUGGCUUCCAGGCGGGACUCUAUAUACUUUUUUCAGCCCUGCUGGUAAUGUUCAUCGAGAUCAAGUGGCUAUUUACCCUAUUCCUGCAGCUCCAGUGCUCCGAGGAUAACUAUCAGAGGGGUUCGAGAGGGUCCUACAGUUGCUUGGGCUGCUGGCGGGUGUCGUCCGCCUUCUGCGGCGGCUGGCACCCCACUCCCAUCUAUGCGAUUAUUGGCAUCUGCCUGAUACUCUAUCCCCAUAAUCUGUGGCUCAGCUAUGUGGCUGGCAUGUUCCUGCUGCUCCUCGGCCUGCUUCGACUCUGCACUCUGAUGAGAUUCAUUCCCGCCAAGGACGAAGGCCUCCUGCCGCAAUGCGACUUUGAAAAGGUGUCCAGUUUUGUGGAUAACAUGGAGGAUGACUUCGUGGAGAUUAGUGCCUCGCAAACAGUCUUGGACCAGGAGGACGAUGAAGAUGAUGGAGACGAAGAACCCACCAUUGACGAUGAUGUUUGCUAAUAGUUAAGAAGUUAUUGCUUAAGUUCUCGUCUCCUUAGUAUUGGAAACCAUUAACUUCAAUAUUGGUCAGGUUUCAACUCGCCCAAGGAUUUCAAGGCUUCAACCAGUUACGAAUCA